Messenger RNA from Phycomyces blakesleeanus NRRL 1555(-), 360 nucleotides. RefSeq lists its product as hypothetical. The record is from RefSeq and is a predicted model, not a curated record. NCBI's taxonomy places the organism in Eukaryota, Fungi, Mucoromycota, Mucoromycetes, Mucorales, Phycomycetaceae. The transcript is spliced from 3 exons. Bases 1 to 360 code for a protein of 119 amino acids.
AUGAUCGGACUAUAUUUCUGGAAAACAUCCUUAAGUAUAGUGCCCUUGAUCAAAAUCCCCAUGGAAAAGUCUUUAGUAUAUACAUUCUACAUUUCCAUCCAGGGAGAGUCCAUCGGUGCUCCACAUCUUGUUCUUGUGCUUCAAAAUCUGCUUUGGGGACAUCUCACUUAUACGACAUCCGGUGGAUCAGCACAACACCGAGAUGAAGGACGACUAAGCAUCAAAAAAAGAAGUUGGCGCAAUGCCUUGAAACCUUCGGCCUCGUACUCAGAAUCCUGGACACCACCAGAGCUCAGUCAGGGCCCCGAAGGUCACCCCGUUGGCUUGAACCUCGUUAUAUACAAAAUAAGAACAAGAUAA